AUGGCCUCCCACAGUCUGGGAGUCCCCGCUCCAAUAAUAAGUGACCGACAGUUUUCGAAGCCCCUAAUGUGCGGGCCGGGGCCGAAUGACUUAUACCCAGCUGUAGCCGCAGCAUAUGCCGCGCCUGUCAUAUCGCCUGCUUGUGCGGAAUAUUAUAAGGUGAUCGAAGACAUUCGCGCCGGAAUUCAGUACGCGUUCCAAACGCGUAGCAAGCUGGUGUUAGCCGUCAGCGGGUCCGGGCACGCGGGCAUGGAGACGGUCAUCUGCAACCUGCUCGCGCCGGGGGAGCUGCUACUCGUGCCCAGUCGGGGAUUAUGGGACGAACGGGCCAAAGAGAUGGCCAGGAGAUAUGGUAUCAGAGUAGAGACAAUCACAACCUCAGAACCUUUCACGACGUUCUCUCUUGAAGAGCUGGAGUCAGCGCUGGAGCGGCAUCGUCCCGCUGGCCUGUUCAUCACCCACGGCGACUCCUCCACGGGUACCUUGCAGACCUUGGAAGGACUUGGAGAUCUCUGUCAUAAAUAUGACACUCUGUUGCUAGUGGACAUAGUAGCAUCUCUUGGCGCGGAGCCUUUCCUCAUGGACGAGUGGGGUGUAGACGGCGCGUAUGCGUCGUGCCAGAAGGCGCUGAGCGGUCCGGCCGGCGUUGCGCCCGUGGCGUUCAGCGCCCGAGCAGAAGCAAAAAUAUUUAGCAGGAGUCACGACGUGCCGUUCUACUUCGACAUAACGUUUUUAGCUCGGCAAUGGAAAUGUUAUGACGAUACCUUCUUCUAUCACCACACGCUGAGCAGCCCCCUCCUCUUCGCCCUCCGCGCCUGCCUCUCGCAGCUUGCGCACGAGUCGCUCCCGCGCGCAUGGGCGCGCCACGCCGCCGUCACCGCGCACUUCCACGCGCGCCUGCGCGCGCACGGCUUCCGCUUCCUCGUGCGGCGGCCGGAAGACCGCAUGAAUGCUGUCACUAUUGUGUUACCGGGAAUGGAGUGCAAUGCUUUCGUAGCUGAAUUGAGGAGCAAGCACAACAUCAUGAUAACCCCCGGGCUGGGGCCGACGGCGGGCGUCGCAGUACGCGUCGGGCUCAUGGGGGCCAACGCGAGCGCCGCCGUGGCUGACCGCGUGGCCGACGCGAUGGCUGACGUAGCGGGGCUUAGAAAUGCGUAA
Molecule: messenger RNA, 1158 nt
Organism: Cydia fagiglandana
Lineage: Eukaryota; Metazoa; Arthropoda; Insecta; Lepidoptera; Tortricidae
Product: alanine--glyoxylate aminotransferase-like
Exons: 7
Coding region: 1-1158 (385 amino acids)
Cellular component (GO): peroxisome
Molecular function (GO): L-alanine:glyoxylate transaminase activity; L-serine:pyruvate transaminase activity
Source: RefSeq, a predicted model, not a curated record